AAGAUUAACGAGUUAUCGAACGAAACAGAAACAAAACCAUCCAUCAACAUGAACACCGUACUGCUGGAAUCUCGGCCAUACCGGCCGUUCAAAUCGAGCGAGGAGUAUCUGUACGCGAUGCGGGAAGAUUUAGCGGAAUGGUUGAACACGAUGUAUCCGGACCUGCGCAUCAAUGUGGAAAACUUUAUGGACCGGCUGGAUACGGGUGUAGCGCUGUGCAAGCAUGCCAACAACGUACGAGUGGCCGCCGAACAGUACGUCGCCCGGCGCAUGGCACGAAACAAAUCCAUGACGAAAUCGAUCACAUCCGGGCUGGCCGGUCCGAUCCUUAGUAUGGGCAAUGUGCACUUUCUGGCCGCGGCCAAGAGUGGCACCUUCUUCGCCCGCGACAACGUUUCCAACUUUAUCACAUGGUGCAGAAAAAGCCUUCAGAUUCUCGAGUGUCUGCUGUUCGAAACGGACGAUUUGAUAAUGCGCAAGAACGAAAAACACGUCAUCCUGUGCCUGCUGGAAGUUGCGCGGCGUGGUGCCAAGUUCGGAAUGCUUGCGCCCAUGCUGGUACAGAUGGAGCGUCAGAUCGAUCGGGAGAUUGCGGCCGAUAAUCGGGCUAAUGCUGGCGUCGGCUGUGGCACACAGACAGAGGGCGAGGGCGGUGGUUCUGGCAAUGGCAUAUCUACUGGCACAGAGACGGAACUUUACGACAGUGACAGCGAGGAGGAAGACCACGAAUCGGAGUCACCAAUGCUGAUGUACGGCCCACAGCCACAGAUCGUCACGAACGAUUUGAAGAGCCUGGACGAAAUGGUUCGUGAUCUGGUGGAAAAGUGCACCUGCCCGUCCCAGUUCCCGAUGGUGCGCGUCUCGGAGGGCAAGUACAGAAUCGGCGAUACCAAAGUGCUCAUUUUCGUACGGAUUCUCCGUUCACAUGUGAUGGUCCGCGUUGGUGGCGGUUGGGACACGCUUGCACAUUACCUGGACAAGCACGAUCCGUGUCGUUGUAGAUCGCAGCAUCGUUCGUCCGCUUCAGCACGGCUCAUCACCAAAACGAACAACGCGAAUGGAAUCGAGCUGCACAAAGCUCAGGUUCACUAUGAUCGUUCGGGAUCUCCGUGGAAAUCGAACGCUACGCCCAGCCAGAACGGAUCGCCGAUCAAUGGUGCUGGUAGCAACAGUAACAACAACACCUUGUCACCUCCAGCACGUGCCAGAAGUCGCAGUCGUAGCCCCAGUGCACCACGUCGUUUACCGGCCGAAAAUGGGGACAAAUUGCAACCGCCAGGAUCUCCGCUGAAAACAGCACGACGCUCAGUGUCACCGAGUCCGCGCCGGAUGCAGGAGAACAGUGUGGCCAGCAAGCGCAAAACUGUCGGUACGGCAAACAGUGCUACUGCGGGUGGUGUAGUACACUUUGAAUGUGAUAAGGAUCCGGUGGCACCGGUAGUUGGAGCGACAACCGCUUUACCAUCGGAAGAUGACAAGAAUCGUUACGAAAGUGUCAGCGACAAUGGCAGUGAGAUCAGUGACGAGGGUUACCGUAGUCUGGGUUUGGUGCAGGGUGGCCAUACUGUAGGUACUAGCGCGAAUGGAGCUGGUGGUCAGCGUAAGGGUUUCGGAAACAGUCAACAUUCGAGUGAAGAUGCAGAUACUAAUGCGCAUCUCGAUACGACCACUUCGGACUCGCCGGCCAGCCCAACGGAGGAGGAAUGUUCCACGAAAACGAACGACGAAGAAGAUCUGACACCCAUCUCGGACGAACUAGUAGUAGCGAACGGUUCCACGCCAGACAUUCGUCACUACAUCACCCAGCACGAUUCACUCAUCGAUUGCCCGGACGGUGCUAUCUCAACUGGUCCAGCUUCCGGAUCAUUCGAAAGCUACGGUGUGUACGUGAACGAUGACGAAAUCACGGUGGACAUUGCAAAUGCGACCGGUUUGCGCAAGACGGACUUUUCCGACCGCAUUAUGGACCGUGCCAGUGUGGCUCCUUCUGCAGCUGGUGCUGGCGGUGCCGGUACGCGUAUACCGCGGUCCCCGGUUGGGCCGCGACGAAAGGAAAGUGCCGAAAGCACCGCCAGCGGUACGGUUACCGACGAGUUGGCGGUGGUGAGCAACCAGACCGGACUCCGUAAAACAUCCAUCGCCAAAUCGGUCCCACGCAAACCGACCGCACUCGCCGGUUCCACCGUGAACACGCACACACCGGACGCUUCGGCAAAGGAAACGAACACGUGGAGUGGACGAUCAAACAAAAAGCGACCAUCGCUAACGUCACAAACGUUUAGUGCAACAGCGAAAGGAACUAAUGUACCCGCGCCGGCACCAUUCACACGCAACUCGCCUGUUCGUGCUUCGCUGGCAGCGGAACGUAUGAUGACGGGUCGGAACCGGACACCGAAAGCGACCGGUUCCGCCUGUACCUCCACCAAUACGUCACCGAGCAAGAGUUCGUCGGAUGCGGUGGCACUCCUGUUGCAGCAAAUUAAGGACACGCUCGAUUCGGGCUCAAACGAUACCCAGAUUGUGGAACGCGUAAGGCGGCUAGUGUCGCAAACGAGUGUGCCGGACGAGUUGGUGAACGAUUUCACCACCGCCUGGGUACACUCGAAUGGGAAUCUCGAUCGAUCGAAGGUGAUACUGGCGGCCGGUUCUGGCACUGGAUCAUCGCCCUCCAAACCACAGUCUACGUUGUCUAAGCGAGCCAGUACGCUAUCCAAUGCUUCAGACAGUACGCAGUCAAACUGUCGCGAUUUAGCGUCCGUUGUGUCGCCGCGGCGUCUUGAUAAGGGCCUGUCGAAGAUACCGGCUCCGGUGCGUUCGAACACGGGACUAUAUUGACAACGUGUUGCGUAUCCCGUAUGGUCAGAUG
Molecule: messenger RNA, 2866 nt
Organism: Anopheles maculipalpis
Lineage: Eukaryota; Metazoa; Arthropoda; Insecta; Diptera; Culicidae
Gene: pigs
Product: GAS2-like protein pickled eggs
Exons: 9
Coding region: 49-2835 (928 amino acids)
Biological process (GO): protein localization to microtubule plus-end; regulation of microtubule polymerization or depolymerization; actin crosslink formation
Cellular component (GO): stress fiber; actin filament; cytoplasm
Molecular function (GO): microtubule binding; actin filament binding; cytoskeletal adaptor activity
Source: RefSeq, a predicted model, not a curated record